Chilo suppressalis (striped riceborer) is the source of this 2330-nucleotide messenger RNA. The record is from the annotation of a GenBank genome assembly. NCBI's taxonomy places the organism in Eukaryota, Metazoa, Arthropoda, Insecta, Lepidoptera, Crambidae.
UGUACCUAACUCAGAUUCGUAGUAUUUACUUUUGUUGUUUUUUAAAGUUAAAUAAUUUAAUGUACUUUAGUUUUGCGGAGGCGGAGAAAACCGUAUUUUUAGUAUACAUUUAAGAAAGUAACCAUUGAAAUAGUUGAAUAGAGCUGUCACCCAAACAGUUAAAUAAAUAGUUAAAAUAAAACUAAUUCUCAGAGAAGUGAUAAUGAAGAUCAUUCAGUGUUGUAUAAUUUUUAUUCUUUUAAAAGUGAUUAGUGCUAAAAUAAAGAUUGACAUCACAGCGGGGUCUAAUCCCAAAGAUGUCGUUGUUAAAUAUUCAGGUGCAGACUUGAAAGUUGUCACGGAUCAUGAGAUUAAUCUAUUCAGAAUCAACGAUCGCAAUUUAAAGGAGGCUCUAAAGAAACGUUACGGCACGAAACCCACAAACGUUUACGUAAAAAGUCCCACACCGUGGGGUGAUCUGUACAAGAAAAAUUAUUGGGAACAAGUCACUAGAGUUCUAACAGUAAAAUCAGCGACAGUCAAGACCGCUUCCAUGAGGCCUGAAAUCGUUACCUCGCAUGUUUUCGAGAACUUCUCCAACAAAACUAUAAAAGUGAACACUGCUAUAAGCCAGACUGUUGAGAACACGGUUUCAAGCAGCUGGUCCAAGUUCAAUGAACUCACUGUGAGUCAGGAAAUCGAAUAUGAUGUGAACGUCGUUUUUGAGAAAAUUACCGCUCGAAUGGGAAUUUCUUACACUUCAAGUUGGGGUAAGAGCGAAGAAAUAUCUGAGGCAGUCACGAUUGGUUCUAGUACUUCAAUGGAAACCAAGCUAGCGCCUGGAGAAGCAGUCACCAGUGUUCUAUCAGCUAACAGGGGAGCGAUGGAAAUAGAAGUGAUAUACAAAGCUUCACUGAAAGGCAAUGUAGCUGUCAAUUACAAACGGAAGGUGAACGGCCAUCACUUCUUGGGACCCACGAUACAAGACGUUAUGGGAAAUGGUAAUUUGAGCAACGAAAAGACGUAUAUUCAGACUAUUAAGGUUGGAUUCUAUUCCGAGGCAACAUUGAAGGUGUAUGACAAAGUGACGGGAAAGCCAAUAUAAAGUCAAGCUAUAUGUUUAUUUUGUUUACAAACGGUUUUCGAUUUUAUAGUCUAAAGAAAAGCAAAAUGUGUUUAAAAAUCCUGGUUAGAUUAAUUUUAGUUAUAUGUUCACACUAGCGGCGCGCCCUCGCUUUGCUUCGGUGUAGAGCUGUAGUGUAGACUAUAGUUUUUGUUCAAAGGCUUUGACAAAGUUUCAUACAAAUUUUCAUUCCCUAUUUUAUCCCCUUAGGGGUAGAAUUGAUCAAAAUCCUUUCUUAGCGGAUGCCUACGUCAUAACAUCUACCUGCAUGCCAAAUUUCAGCCCGAUCCGUCCAGUGGUUUGGGCUGUGCGUUGAUAGAUCACUAUGUCAGUCAGUCCUUUGAGUUUUAUAUAUAUAGAUAACAAGUAUAAAUUAAGUAUACACAUUUUUAAGAAAAGAAAGACAAAAUAUGUAGUUAAAAUAAAUGUAUUGUAGGUAAAUGUAAUUUUUCUCAAAACUGCCGUGUCAUAUUUUGAUGCCCCUUCGUAUUGAAGUGUAGUUGAAGUAGGUACUCCUAUACUACAUUAAUACCACAACGGUAUCGGUAUUGGUACUUGGACCACUUUCGCCUAGUCUUCUUUAUGAAAUAAUUAUAAUAAAUAAGUAAGUACAUUAAGAAAUUAACGAGAUUUGGAAUAAAACUUAAUCACUUUUCAAUAAAGAAUAAUGAAGCGCAGUAAAUUAAAGCAAUCCGGACAUAGGUACCUACCUAGUUUAUCACGAACCAGACUUAGGUCAAGGCAAAUGUUACUGAUAAAUCAAUCUACUAAAUGAACUGUCUCAUGUCUGAAAACUUACGCAACAAAGGCUCAUCUUGAGCUGGUCUAUUAGACGAAAUAGCAUCAUUUGAGAUACUGACUUUGUCAAUUGUUCAUGUGUAUUCGGCCUUAUGGGCUAAUGAGGGCCGAUUGUACCACGCACGCACGAAUAUAACAUCGGUUCGUUUAAAUUUACUGACUUAUAUACCGUAUAAUUAAAUACAAUAGUCCGCUUUCUUUCAGAUUAUUUUUAUACAUAUAGCUGUAAUAGACUAGAAAACUAAAUAAUUCAAAGUUUGGAAACGCUGCUCUAUGAUAUUGCGUAUCUGCUCUGAUAUUUUUUAUUUUUGAAAGUCUGUUUCUCCUAUUUUUCAAAGAUAAGAAAAAAACAUACUUACUACAUAAUUGCAAUUUCUAUUAGACUUAGCUAUUCUACUCAGAGUAUCGAAAACAUUUUUUUAUUUAAAAA